AUGGGUUUGGAUGGAUUGUUGAAGUUGUUGGCUUCCCUUGUUGAGAAAUGGAAAGCAGUUGAAGAUGAUUUACUUUCUAAUGAUGAUUGGGCUGAUUAUCAAAAAGGAUCGACAAAAUCCACAAAUCCGGAAUCAUGGAUUAAAGAACAAAUCGAAUCAGGCGAAGCAUUAAAUAAUCCGAAUUUAGAACCAAUAAAAGGUGAUUGGAGACAACGAAAUAAAAAUAAAAAGUUGUAG
This is a messenger RNA of Entrophospora sp. SA101, 237 nucleotides long. The record is from the annotation of a GenBank genome assembly. Lineage: Eukaryota; Fungi; Glomeromycota; Glomeromycetes; Entrophosporales; Entrophosporaceae.